Messenger RNA from Pipistrellus nathusii (Nathusius's pipistrelle), 492 nucleotides. The record is from the annotation of a GenBank genome assembly. NCBI's taxonomy places the organism in Eukaryota, Metazoa, Chordata, Mammalia, Chiroptera, Vespertilionidae.
AUGGAAGCGAGGCGCAGUAUAUGCCCCAGCCAUGGAAAGAAGCCCUGUGACACUUGUCCCCAUGGAUUAUUAGUAUUCACUGGCUCCUCAGAAAAGGACACCAGCUUGGCCAAGCAAUUUUGGGUCACGGCGUCCCUGUAUCCUCCUAAGGAAUCCCAGCUGUUGGGCAGCAGCUGUCAGCGCCUGCGGAUGGCCAGGCCCUCCAAGAGCAGCGUCACUGAGAAAAGUUACUUGCAGUCUCUUCUCCUUGAGAAAAACAAGGAAACAGAUACCAUUGAUGAAACCCUAAAGAUGGAGGAGAAAAAAAAGUAUCUGGAAAAGGCUAAAAAGAGAGAUGAGAUUCUCCAACUCUUAAAGAAACAAAGAGAAGAAAGGAUCUCGAAAGAACUGAUCUCCCUUCCUUAUAAACCAAAGAGCAAAGUCUAUAAAGAAAAGAAAGUGAUUCCAGAGUCCAAUAAGGAAGACCAAGAAGAAGUCAAAGCCUUGAACUAA